AUGUGCUCGGUGGUCGUGCGGCAGGAGGCGUUUCCGAUGGCAAAUGUACCGGCGGCGUUGCUGUUCGAGCAGCACCUCCUAUCAGCAGAGUCGCAGGCCUAUAUCCACAGCUUUCGGGACCACGGGCACGACGGACAGCUCUGGUUCCCACGAGCGGUGGACAAUAUCGGACAUCCGCUGUAUCCUCCGUACCCGGGCGAGGAUCCAGAUGGAGCGAACUUUACCGUGACCUCGCUUCCGGGGAGAGGCAUGGACGUGACGCUGAGUGUCGAUGCAGCGCGCUUCGCCGGGUCGCCUCUUCACAUGACGACGCGCUGCUACAAUGGCUCCUUUCCCGGGCCGGUGCUGCGUGUGCGGCGAGGCGAUCACGUUCAGAUCCAUCUCGUGAACAACCUACUGGCUAGCGGUGGCCACGGUGAUGACCUGAACAGGACGAACCUGCACUUGCAUGGCAUGCACGUACCAGCCACUCCUUACGAGCAAGCAUCCAACUCAUGUGGAGACAACCUCCGCUGUAUCGUCGAGCCUCAGCACACGAUUACGUACCGGCACAGGGUAGAUGACGACCACCCGUCGGGUACCUUCUGGUAUCACCCACACCCGCACGGCACCUCAGCGCUGCAGGUCGGUGGGCUCAUGGCCGGAAUGUUGAUUGUUGAGGACGAGCCCGAGGAGACGCCGCUGGCGGCGAUGGUGGAGGUGCUCCUAGUUUUGCAGAUGCAGCAUUGGCACUCGCUCGGUGUCGCAACGCACGACACAAUCCACGCGCAGCUGCACGAUGCUCUCGACAUGGACGUUAGCGGCGGCCCCCCAGCGAAUUACAUCCUCGCCAACGGGCAGUUCAAGCCGAGCGUCUCUCUCUUGGCCAACCAGUACACCCGGUUUCGCGUGCUCAAUGCUAACGCAGUGGCGACGUUUGAGCUCGAACUCACACGUGGCAGUCACUGCAGCAUGGACGUGCUGGCUAUGGAUGGAGUCUACCUCGCACGGCCAGCGCGCGUCACCCACGCCCUGGAGGAUCUACGGCUUGGCACACCCGACGAGACAUCCACCAUCACUCUCGGCGAUGGGCCCAACAGCGACGCGUAUCAGAUAACGAUCAACGGGCAUGUCUACAACGAUUCCUCUCCAGGCAACACGCAAGAGAUUCGGUUGGGCGCUCUGCAAGAGUGGCGCAUCCGCGUGGGUGGCGCGAGCAUGCAUCCGUUCCACGCUCAUCGGAUCCACUUCCUUGUCGUCUCGGUGGAUGGGCCGGCGGAGUAUGGGGCUUUGGUCGGCGUCGGUCAGUGGCGCGACACCAUUCCGAUCCCCGCCACGAAUAGUGGGGCCGUGAUUGUGACGGUUCGCUUCCGGGCACAGCGUCACUGUGGUGAUCUGCCGUUUCACUGUCACAUCUUGCACCACAGCGACCUGGGGAUGGCGGCCCGGCUGGCGGUCGUCGGGACGGCGGCGUCGAAAUGCCUGCAGCCAGCAGUGGACACCGCAGCAUCCCAAUACUGUGGACGCGGCACUCAUUGGUGCGCCGAGGCACAGCGUUGCAUUGCGGACUUGCUGACUGAUCACGUGCUGUCGCGAGCGGUUUCGGUGCUGCUGCUGCUCGUGACGUUGCCACUGAGCCAGUGCGGCAUCUAUUGGAUGCCUACCUAG
Messenger RNA from Emiliania huxleyi CCMP1516, 1647 nucleotides. RefSeq lists its product as hypothetical. Bases 1 to 1647 code for a protein of 548 amino acids. The record is from RefSeq and is a predicted model, not a curated record. The transcript has 4 exons. Gene Ontology annotation, molecular function: copper ion binding; oxidoreductase activity. Lineage: Eukaryota; Haptophyta; Isochrysidales; Noelaerhabdaceae.